GUACAGUUCUGCGAGGAACUGGUAGCUAAUUUCAACUUCCAUAACUACGACAAUCUUAAACAUACGAGUAAGAAGUAUGAUCCUCGGGGCCAUGCCAUAGAGUCAAAGGCACAGGAUGUUGUCAAUUUACUCUUUAGUGCGUACAAUGGUGACGUCACUGCCAUGAGAAGAUAUGCUUUACUUGGCAUGGACAUGUCAUUAGCCGAUUAUGAUGGAAGGACAGCACUGCAUCUUGCCGCCGCUGAGGGCCACGAGUCCAUUGUAAGAUUUUUACUCGAGAAAUGUGAUGUUAACAGCCAUCUGAAAGACAGAUGGAACUUCACAGCUUACGAUGACGCAAAAAGAUUCAAACAUGAUGAUGUGGCAAAGAUUCUUUUAGAAUAUAUGAAGAACCAUCCACCAAAAGACGGAGAAUUUAAAAUAGAAGAUAUCAACGAAAAGUUGAAAAAUCUUCACUGUAUUGAUUGAUGAAAUAAGAAACACUUUUGACGCAAAAGAUGCCUAAAUAUAACCCAUUUCUUUUUGUCGUGAGAGGGGCUGACUUGGGCAAAUAAGCCAAUACUUUUUCUUUGUUUGUGCGGAUGUCCAAAGUUUUCUUUGUAUGAGUCAAGCAACCUGUUUUCAAGAUUAUGUACAUGUAACGUUCGUAUUUUGUGCCCAUCAUUUUCUUGAACAAAACAUUGUGAUAAAAUGUGUAAAUACAUGUAUACGAAUCAUCCGUUUAAAAACUGUUACAUGGGACACUAUUGUCAUAAAGAUCGUUUGCAGACGACCGACUUAAUUGUACAGAAUGAUUC
Molecule: messenger RNA, 797 nt
Organism: Ruditapes philippinarum (Manila clam)
Lineage: Eukaryota; Metazoa; Mollusca; Bivalvia; Venerida; Veneridae
Product: glutaminase kidney isoform, mitochondrial-like
Exons: 4
Coding region: 163-468 (101 amino acids)
Biological process (GO): L-glutamine catabolic process
Molecular function (GO): protein binding; glutaminase activity
Source: RefSeq, a predicted model, not a curated record